AUGGAGGGAAGUGGUGUGGCUCUAGCGCAAGGGACUGACCAGCCGGAGCGUCAGCCAAUCGAAGAGGAGGUUUUGGCAGUCAUCCAAAAGCCUGGUUUUCAAGCAGUGCCCCCUAGUGCUCUCACUAAAGACCUGGCAUCUGAUGAAGAGAUGGAAAUGGAAGAUCCUCUCCAGAUGCCGGUGGAAGACACGAUUCAGCCUGUCACCCAAAAGCCUGAUCUUCAAGCUCAAGCACCUAGCGCUCCCAUUAAAGACCUGGCAUCCGAUGAAGAGAUGGAAAUGGAAGAUCCUCUCCAGAUGCCGGUGGAAGACACGAUUCAGCCGAUUGUUUCCACUGAAACUACACAGCUGGCUUCCGUCCCUCCGCAUACUGAGGAGAAGAAGGAGGAGGUGGUAGAACCUCCUUCUAAUCUGGCCGAAGUAGAAUCACAUCCAGCGCCAGAGGCUACUGAACUAGUUGGCGGCAAGAAGGCAAAGAAGGGUGGCGGAGAUCGGAAGGGUACCUCGUCCUCCAGUGGCGAAAGCGCUGAACAACAGCAACAACAGCGGUCGCAUCAAGCGUCAGAGAGUGCUGAACCAGCCGAUGGUAAGAAGGCAAAGAAGACUGGCAGGAACCGAAAGGGUAACUCAUCGUCCAGUGGGGAAAGUGCAUCUGCCGUCACUCCUGCGGACGAACCGGUGAAGCAAAGUCCAACCCUUGAGGAGGAGCCAAACAGUGCUGUGCCUCCCAAAGGCCAACGACAGAAGAAGGGGAACAAGAGGACUUCCGAAAGCUCUGUUACUAAGGAUGAAGGUAAACAGCCCGAAAAAGUAACUCCCGGAGCACCAGUGGAGGAUGUCAUUCAAUCGGUUGCCGCAGCUGAAACCCUACAAUCAGCUCCCGUUCCCGGGGCUCUAGCGCCGGACUUGGCUUCCGAUGAGGAACUGGAGAUGGCAGAUCCUCUCGCCGAAGGUUUUACGCCUGUGUAUAAAUCACCAGAGGGAGAAAAAGAAGAACAACAGCCGUUGCCUCAAGCGUCAGAGAGUGCUGAACCAGCCGACGGCAAGAAGGCAAAGAAGCCUGGCAAGAACCGAAAUAGUACCUCUUCGUCCAGUGGGGAACAUGCACCUUCCACAACUCUUGUUGAGGAACCAAACAGUGCUUCGCAGCCCAAAGGCCAACGACAGAAGAAGGGGAGCAAAAGGACUUCCGAAAGCUCUGUCACUCACGAUGAGGGUAAACAGCAAGAACAGCAGAAAGCGGCCGAUCCUUCCCCCGAGGCGAAACCAGUGGAGGAUGUCAUUCAACCGGCCGCUGCCGCAGCUGAAACCCUACAGUCAGCUCCCGCUCCCGGGGCUCCACUGCCGGAUUUGGCAUCCGAUGAGGAGAUGGAGAUGGCAGAUCCUCUCGCCGAAAACUUUGCGCCGGUGGAAGAGCCUCUCCCAUCUGUCCAGUCCACUGCCGACUCUUCUCCUCCAAACCUGGAGCAGCCGGUUGAAAAAGCACGAACUGAACCGCAGGAAAAAAUCCCGGUGGCUGCUAAAAAAGACAAAAAAGACACUCACAGACAGAAGUCGAAAAGUGGUUCAGAAAGGGAGCCGAAGAAGGGACGACAGAGUCCGAAAGGGGCAUCUGUUGGUGACACGGCAGGCCCAGAUGAACCCAAAUCUGAGGGGUCCCAGAACAGUGGCGAGCAGGGCGCAGGAAAGAAGAAGUCGUCGCGAAAGGAAGAAAAACCGCGGGUGGAAAAGCAGUCGUCCGAUAGCAAGGUGAAACCGAAGCUGGAGGCAGGUGAAAAGGAGCCAGAGCCAGCAGUGGAGCCACUAGUCUCUGAACAGGUGACUACGGCUUUAGCAGCGGUGCCAGUGCCAGCUAGGAAAGCAGAAGAACAGUUUGCUACCAGCAAGCCGACCACCUCGCUCAGCGAAAUCGCUGACAAGCUGGAGGAAGUUGUGGAAAUUGCAACACAGAAGGAGCAGAAGUCGGCUGCUGCAGCUGCAGCUAAACAGAAGCCCGCUGGCAAGGCAACUCAGCAACAGCAGAAGAAGAAGCAGCAGCCAGAAAAGGUGCCGUCGGAGGCGCCUGUGGAGAGUGCAGACGGGCAGGUUCAGUCAGCUGCCGCCUCAAAGGCAGCAACCAAGGCGCCGAAGAAGACUCCAAAGCAGCAACAACAGCCGAAGAAGAAGGUUGCCAGCUCUCAGCCAAAGCCUGUGCAGGAGUCCGAGUGA
Dibothriocephalus latus is the source of this 2208-nucleotide messenger RNA. The record is from the annotation of a GenBank genome assembly. Lineage: Eukaryota; Metazoa; Platyhelminthes; Cestoda; Diphyllobothriidea; Diphyllobothriidae.